AGCGACCGGGAAAUGGGUCGCGCCACGGAAGAUAUCACGAAACUGUGUGAAGCCGUUCCUCCGGAUUUAGCAGAGCUCAUUCGAAAAUACCCCGAGAUUUUCCCGGACGACCUACCCGCCGGACUUCCGCCGAGCCGACCCGAAGACCAUCGCAUCGAGCUGGAACCAGGCGCACAACCGACAGUACAGCAACAAUUUCGGCUCAGCCAACCGGAACUCGAAGAAUUGCAGCAGCAAUUAGAUUACCUCCUGUCGAAAGGCUUUAUCCGACCCAGCACGUCCCCAUACGCCGCCCCGAUACUGUUCACACCGAAAAAAGAUGGAGGAUUCCGCAUGUGCAUCGACUACCGCGCGCUCAACCGGAUCACCAUCAAGUCCCGUUACCCGAUCCCGCGAGCCGACGAUCUCCUCGACCAACUUCGCGGAGCCAAGUUCUUCUCGAAAAUCGACCUGCGAGGAGGUUACCAUCAAAUUCGCGUCGCCGCCGACAAUUGUCACAAAACCGCUUUCCGAACCCGCUACGGCAGUUACGAAUACCUGGUGAUGCCCUUUGGCCUCACGAACGCGCCCUCGACUUUUCAGAUGACCAUGAACGGUGUUUUCCGCGAACUCCUGGAUAAAUGCGUAAUUAUCUACCUCGACGACAUCCUAAUCUACAGCCGCAACAGGGAGCAGCACUUAAAGGAUCUUGAUGCAGUCUUCACGCUGCUGCACAAGAAUCGCCUCAUCACGAAAGGAUCUAAGAGUGAAAUCGACCCCAAGAAAAUCAAGACUAUACAGGAAUGGAAGCCGCCGACCAACCUCAAAGAACUGCAGAGUUUUCUGGGUUUCGUCAACUACGUCCGCCGCUUCAUCCCCAAUAUGGCUGGGUUAUCUGCUCCACUAACUGACCGACUGAAGGAUCACGACUGUUUUUGGUGGGGAGAGAAGCAGCAAAAUGCAUUCGACCAACUCAAAAUCGCCCUCACGUCGCCACCCGUACUUCACAUCUCCGAUCUCGACCGUCCAUACGAAGUCGUCACCGACGCCAGCGACAUCGCCAUCGGUGCAGUUCUCCUCCAGGACUUUGGCGACGGGUUACAACCAGUUGCCUACGAAUCACGGAAGCUGCAUGGCGCAGAAAAGAAUUAUACAGUACACGACAAGGAAAUGUUGGCGAUCGUCCACGCGUUCAAGACCUGGCGGUGCUACCUGACCGGAGCUGAUGUCACGGUGCGGACGGACCACAAAUCCUUACAGUAUCUGCGCGCCCAACCGAACCUCAACCCGCGACAGAUCCGAUCGCUCGAUUUCCUCGAGUCCAACUUCCACUACACCAUCACCUACAAACGGGGUGCCACUAAUAUCGCCGAUGCCUUGACCCGCCCUACUGUCCAUACCGCCGUGAUACUAAUCGCCCAGACCAACCCAUUACUUACGGGACUAUUCACCCACGGCUACAAGAUCGAUCACUUUUUCCGCUCAAUGGCCGACGACGUGCGCAAGUACGUGUCCUCCUACACUGCCUGCCAUAUUAUAAAAUCGUCGCAUCAGCGCGCAGCCGGACUACUACAGCCGUUGGAUCCGCCCGAGCGACCCUGGCAACAAGUCACGAUGGACUACGUGACAGGACUACCGGCCGGUCCCAGCGGAAACGAUGCCAUCCUCGUGGUCGUUGACCGACUCACGAAAAUGGCGCACUUCAUCACCUGCCAACAGACAAUCACCGCCGAACAAACCGCGCAACUGUUCCUCACGAACGUCAUCCGACUGCACGGACUACCCUCCGCCAUCAUUUCAGAUCGAGACCCGAAAUUCACAUCGAAUUUUUGGCGCCACCUAUGGGACCAAUUCGGCACCAAACUCCAAUUUUCAUCCGCCUACCACCCACAGACCGACGGGCAGACCGAACGCGUCAACCAGACCAUGGAGCAACUGAUUCGUACUACCUGUACUGACCCAUCGACAUGGGAGAAAUCCCUUCCGCUGUUCGAAUUCGGGUAUAAUAACGCGACCUCAGCCACAACCAACCAAUCUCCAUUCUUCCUCAACUACGGACAGGACCCAGUCGUACCCUCUACAACGACAAUCGAGCCAAUCUAGGGAGACAUAAAAAUGCUACACAUUU
This is a messenger RNA of Closterium sp. NIES-67, 2107 nucleotides long. NCBI's taxonomy places the organism in Eukaryota, Viridiplantae, Streptophyta, Zygnematophyceae, Desmidiales, Closteriaceae. The record is from the annotation of a GenBank genome assembly.